AUGGAAGUCAAAACAACAGAUUCUGGAACCUCCAAAAGCUCCAAGAGCCAUAUUUAUGGUGACAGCCAUGCGCCUGUCACGUCCAUUCUCCGGGAUGGCGACGUGCCAUAUACGGAUCAUGAGAUGGAUGCCGAUGAGCGGGUGAUUAUGGCCCUGGGUUAUAAACAGGAAUUCAAACGUGAAUUCUCCUUGUGGACGACCUUCUGUGUCAGUUUUGCAGUGCUCGGUCUUUUGCCGUCCUUUGCGAGUACUCUCUACUAUGGAAUGGGAUAUGCUGGUACCGCGGGUAUGGUCUGGGGUUGGAUUAUUGCCAUGAUUCCCAUUCAAUGUAUUGCAAUGGCAAUGGCUGAGCUGUGCUCCGCGAUGCCUACCAGUGGAGGUCUCUAUUACGCCGCCGCCGUACUCGCGCCUCCAGGAUAUGGUCCGCUAGCUGCUUGGUUGACAGGUUGGUCCAACUGGAUUGGACAAAUCACUGGCGCACCAUCCGUGGAUUACGCUCUAUCAGCAAUGAUCCUAGCCGCCGUUUCGAUCACCAACCCAAGCUACGUCCCAACGAACUGGCAGAUCUUCCUCCUGACAACACUCAUCAUCAUCAUACACUCGGUAAUUAGCAGUCUUCCGACCAAGCGCGUCGCCCAAUUCAACUCCUACGGCUCGACAUUCAACAUCAUCGCACUCGUCGCAACCCUCAUCGUCAUCCCAGCUGCAACAACCAACAAACCCAAAUUCAAUCCCUCCCACGAAGUCUGGAACACAAUCACCAACCAAACAGACUACCCAAAUGGAAUCGCCGUGCUCAUGACUUUUGUCGAAGAGUGCUCCAACGCAAGUGUCGCCUCGCCUCGCGCAAUCGUCAUGACAUCCGGCGUCGGCGGCGUAAUGGGCUGGUUCCUCCAGCUCGUCGUCGCAUACACAGUCACCGAUAUCAGCGCCGUCAUUGACUCCGACCUCGGUCAGCCCUGGGCUUCAUACCUCCUCCAGGUCCUUUCUCAAAAAGCCGCGCUGGGCAUUCUCGGUCUGACUAUUAUCUGUGGGUUUUCCAUGGGUCAGGGAUGUAUGGUUGCUGCGUCGCGAGUCACGUACGCUUAUGCGCGUGACGACUGCUUCCCGUACUCGAGAAUCUGGAAGAAGGUCAAUAAGACUACCUCCACCCCUGUCAACGCAGUCAUCUUGAAUGGCGUCCUGGGUGUUUUCAUGUGUCUGCUCAUUCUGGCCGGAACAACCGCUAUCGGCGCUCUGUUCUCUAUUGGCGCCAUCGCUCAAUUCGUGGCCUUCGCCAUCCCCAUCGCGAUCCGUGUAUUCUUCGUCGGAGACCGCUUCCGUCGGGGUCCUUGGCACUUGGGUGCGCUCAGUCCUUGGAUCGGAGGAGUCGGCGUUUUGUUUGUUCUUCUCAUGGUCCCAAUCUUGUGUCUGCCCAGUGUUACCAAGGGUGAUUUGACCCCGGAUCUGAUGAACUGGACUUGUCUUGUUUGGGGUGGCCCGAUGCUUGCUGUGACGAUUUGGUGGAUUGUUGAUGCUCGGAAGUGGUUUACGGGUCCGGUUGUCAAUGUGAUGCAUGCCAUCCAUGCGGUUCCUGUUGACGGGAUCGAGCCUGAGGAACACAGGGAUACGGAGCAGGAGACUGUUUCAAGUAAGGCGACGGAUGUAUAG
Messenger RNA from Penicillium atrosanguineum, 1650 nucleotides. Its product is annotated as amino acid permease. Gene Ontology annotation, cellular component: membrane. Gene Ontology annotation, biological process: transmembrane transport. The record is from RefSeq and is a predicted model, not a curated record. Bases 1 to 1650 code for a protein of 549 amino acids. Gene Ontology annotation, molecular function: transmembrane transporter activity. Lineage: Eukaryota; Fungi; Ascomycota; Eurotiomycetes; Eurotiales; Aspergillaceae. The transcript is spliced from 4 exons.